Molecule: messenger RNA, 3918 nt
Organism: Hypanus sabinus (Atlantic stingray)
Lineage: Eukaryota; Metazoa; Chordata; Chondrichthyes; Myliobatiformes; Dasyatidae
Gene: rnf19a
Product: ring finger protein 19A, RBR E3 ubiquitin protein ligase
Exons: 10
Coding region: 294-2798 (834 amino acids)
Biological process (GO): positive regulation of proteasomal ubiquitin-dependent protein catabolic process; protein polyubiquitination; ubiquitin-dependent protein catabolic process
Cellular component (GO): ubiquitin ligase complex; cytoplasm
Molecular function (GO): ubiquitin conjugating enzyme binding; ubiquitin protein ligase activity; zinc ion binding
Source: RefSeq, a predicted model, not a curated record
UGGGCUCUCGGCGACUGGCGGCUCACAGGCUGGCUUCAGGGGUGGUGGGAACGACCACCUCCCUCUUCCCCUGCCAUUGCUCAGUGUGUGAACCCUCUCGCUGCUGCUUAUUCUUGUGCUGCUCUUAACAAUAGAAAUUCUUGGAACAAUUUUUCUAGAAAACUACCUUCUAUUCUCCCGAGGGGUGGCUAUGUUUGAAGAAUGAGAAAAUUAUAAAAGAUUGGAGCUUGGAAGAAAACUAGUUUGCAGCAGGUUUCCAAGACUGGACCCUCUGAUAGAGGUGUGGAGGAAAAAUGAGCUUGCAUCGCAAUCAGCAAGUAGACUCGGACCGUGACUUGCAGUCCUCUGCAUCCUCAGUCAGUUUACCCUCAGUUAAAAAGGCACCAAAGAAACGUCGCCUGUCACUUGGAUCUCUAUUUCGAAGAAAAAGAGAGUCGAAGCAAAAGUCCAGGGACUUAAAUGGGGGAGUUGAUGGAAUUGCAAGUAUUGAAAGUUUUCAUUCCGAAAUCUGUCAUGACAAGAACUCAAUAUUGUCAACCAGUGGCUUGUCUGAAAGUGGGACUAUGUCCACUGACAAACAAAGUGGAGACUUUCUUGAAUGCCCUCUGUGCCUUUUGCGUCAACCUAAGGAUAAAUUCCCGGACAUUAUGACAUGCCACCACAGGUCAUGUGGAGAUUGCUUGCGGCAGUACUUGCGAAUUGAGAUCUCGGAAAGUAGGGUUAAUAUCAGCUGCCCAGAGUGUACUGAGAAAUUCAAUCCCCAUGAUAUACAGUUGAUUUUAAACGAUGAUUUGCUGAUGGAAAAAUAUGAGGAGUUUAUGCUACGCCGUUGGUUGGUGGCAGAUCCAGACUGCAGAUGGUGUCCUGCUCCUGAUUGUGGUUAUGCAGUGAUAGCAUUUGGCUGUGCCAGCUGUCCAAAACUGACUUGUGCCCGAGAAGGAUGUGGUACUGAGUUCUGUUACCACUGUAAGCAAAUCUGGCACCCGAAUCAGACUUGCGAUGCCGCACGACAGCAGAGAGCACAGAGCUUACGACUGAGAGCGAUGCGUUCAUCAUCAAUCAGCUAUAGUCAGGAAUCUGGAGCAACGGCUACAGAAAACUGGACACUACGUAGAUAUGUUCAGGAUGAGAUUACAGGAAGAAAGGGGUUACCUGAAAUAAACAGUCUGCUGGUCAAUCAAAUUCUACCAUCUCGUUCAACAGCGGAUGAUAUUAAGCCUUGUCCACGAUGUGCAGCAUACAUAAUAAAAAUGAAUGACGGAAGCUGUAAUCAUAUGACUUGUGCUGUAUGUGGUUGUGAAUUCUGCUGGCUAUGUAUGAAAGAAAUCUCUGAUCUGCACUAUUUAAGUCCUUCAGGCUGUACGUUUUGGGGAAAGAAGCCCUGGAGUCGUAAAAAGAAGAUCCUGUGGCAGCUUGGCACGUUAGUUGGUGCUCCAGUCGGAAUCGCACUCAUCGCAGGGAUUGCCAUUCCAGCCAUGAUCAUCGGGAUUCCCGUGUAUGUUGGCAGGAAGAUACAUAAUCGCUACGAGGGAAAGGACAUUUCAAAGCACAAAAGGAACUUGGCAAUCACUGGAGGUGUAACAUUGUCAGUCAUUGUUUCGCCUGUUGUUGCUGCAGUAACUGUUGGCAUUGGAGUACCCAUUAUGUUAGCAUAUGUUUAUGGAGUGGUCCCUAUUUCCCUCUGCCGUAGUGGUGGCUGUGGUGUUUCUGCCGGCACUGGAAAGGGUGUGCGGAUAGAGUUCGAUGAUGAGAAUGAUAAUGCGGGCAGAGGAAAUGCAGCAUUAGAUACGACGUUUGUGGUGGAAGCUCGGAACAACCCCAGUAUUGGAGAAGGAAGUGUCGGGGGUUUAACAGGCAGUUUGAGUGCCAGUGGCAGUCACAUGGACAGAAUCGGGGUAAUACGAGACAACCUGAGUGAAACAGCGAGCACAAUGGCAUUAGCUGGAGCGAGUAUCACUGGGAGUCUUUCUGGGAGCGCGAUGGUCAACUGUUUCAAUAGGUUAGAAGUGCAAGCAGAUAUCCAGAAGGAGCAAUAUAGUCUCAGUGGUGAGUCAGGCACGGUCAGUAUUGGGACAAUCAGUGACAAUGCCAGCACAAGGGCCAUGGCCGGAUCAAUUAUCAACUCCUACAACCCACAGGACAGGGAAGGGAACAGUCUGGAGGUGCAAGUUGACAUUGAGUCAAAGCCUGCAAAGUUGAGGCACAACAGUGGAAGCAGUGCUGUGGAUGACAGUGGUCGCAAUGUAGUCAUUUUAACUUCGGCCCCUCCUCUGGAUAAUCGAAGCAAUGCCUCCAAAUGGUCCAAAGAAACAACCACUAAAAAGUGCAAAGGAAAAUUACAGAAAAGAGGCAGUAUGAAGAUAAAUGAAACUCGUGAAGAGAUGGACGCACAGUUAUUAGAACAAAGAAGCACUAAUUCGAGCGAAUUUGAUUCUCCGUCACUUAGUGACAGUAUUCCGUCUGUAGCAGACUCUCACUCCAGCCAUUUCUCAGAAUUUAGCGGAUCUGAUAUGGAGAGCAUGAAAACAUCUUGUAGCCAUGGUUCAAGUGAUUAUCAUAGUCGUUUCUCAGCAGUCAGUCCCCUUCCUGAGGUGGAGAAUGAUCGUUUGGAGACAUGCCCAUCACAGGGUGGUCUGGCAUCUGUUGCAAAUGGACCAAGUGCUGAAAUCUUGCAGCUGAAUCUCAUUGCAGAGGAGAAUGGUGCUGUAACUUCAGAGUCAAAUAAUGCCAAUGAGGAAACAGAAAAUGUAACCAAUAAUAAUCAGCAACAGACUAGUGCAAUUCAUUCAGAAAUUUAAUCUUUCACUGCUGCAGUUUGUAUCAUAAAUGGCACUAAUCAGUUCUGCUAACAGUUAUAUGCUGAUUAAUAUAAAAGAAAACUAAUAACUGAUUGAAACUGGUGCUUAUUAAUCAACAAGAUCAUGGAUUUUGAAGGUCAGAAAGUUCAGGUGUUAGGGUUAAGUGUUGUUACUGAUCUGCUCCCAGCUAACCAGUUCAACUUCUAAAGGUUGGGAGAAGAGUUGCAUCUAUCAGACAGUAACAUUGGCUGAGAAACAGUGGUCCGUUUUCCGGUCACGUGUGAAGCAUAUGUAGCUGAACUUGGAGAAAUCCCAAAAUGCAAGCAGAAAUUCAAAAAAUUGUUCUUGACUGUGGCUAUUCUAUGAUUGAAGAUUGACGGACCCAUUCUCCUUCACUGUUUCCUGGUGCCUUUUGGAAAAUACAUUUAAUACCUGCUUUAUUUGAGGAUAUGUUUAUACUUCUCAAAAAAAAUGCUUUGACCACAGUAUACCACAGAAGAAUGCUAACAAAAUGGAUGAAAAUUGUGAAUAAUGAAUAAAUGAUCUUACGAUAUAACCCUUUAUUAGCCUACCAAAGACAAUACUCAGGCUUUAGAAACUAUUUUGCAUAACUAUUUUAACUGGUUCCUUGUUCUGAAAAAGAAAGUAUUCAUAGCGGAUGAUUGCUGCUAGUGCAGUUUGUUACAGAUUGAAAGCACAGUGCAGAAUUUUGCACAUUGCUUUGAAGCAUUAAAGAGAGGUAAAGACCAUAGCCUUUUCCUCCUGGAUGGACCGAGACACUAAUAAAACUCAAAGGCAAUCUCGGCUAAAAGAUGCACUGUUGAAUUUCACUUAAAUGCAAAAUCAAUUUCUUAUAUGAAAGUAUGUUUUUGUGUAUUAUGCAGUGUGUAUUUGGUUUAUGUUGCCAUGUUGAUAAUUGAAAUUUUAUCCUUGAAGAAUAAAAAACAAGUUGCAAUCUUUUAAAAUUUUCUUUAAGCUUUAGAACACUAGUGCCAGUUACAAUACGUUGCAUAUGCUUAGUUUGGUAUUUAUACAUUUGUUUGCCAGCUGGUUUGCCUAACAGGGUUGACUGUAAGAAGCAUAUCUAAAAAUAAAUACAAUUAAAAUCCAAUGUUGAGUA